UUGUUUAUGCUUUCAUCAUUGCUGGAGGUGCCGCUAACAAACCCAUGAUUAUAUGUUAAGUAACUCAUCACCUCAUGAUUAAAUCAAUCAGAAAGCUGGCCGACCACAUAAACUACAGAGACCAGCAUGCACGGCAGAAAGUGACGUCACUCCUCUCGGCACCGGUCUGCUGUCAGUCUGCCACAGACAGCUGAGGAUUUCCAGACUGGGGAUCCCGGCUCGGCAAGGCCUUUAUAUAUUAUUGUCGUAAACCUUGCAGUCCACAGUUAGUGCUUAAAUGGCGAAAACGUACGAUUAUCUGUUCAAGCUGUUGCUCAUCGGAGACAGCGGAGUCGGUAAGACAUGUCUGCUGUUCAGAUUCAGCGAGGACUCCUUCAACACCACCUUCAUAUCCACAAUAGGAAUAGACUUCAAAAUCAGAACAAUAGAGCUGGCUGGAAAGCGAGUCAAACUUCAGAUUUGGGACACUGCAGGCCAGGAGAGGUUUCGCACCAUCACUACGGCUUACUACAGAGGAGCAAUGGGCAUCAUGUUGGUGUAUGACAUCUGCAAUGAGAAGUCCUUUGAGAACAUAAAAAACUGGAUUAGGAAUAUUGAAGAGCAUGCCUCGUCUGAUGUGGAGAAGAUGAUCCUGGGUAACAAAUGUGACAUGACUGACAGGAGACAGGUGUCCAAAGACAGAGGUGAAAAACUGGCUAUUGAUUAUGGAGUUAAGUUCUUGGAAACCAGCGCAAAGUCUAGCUUAAAUGUAGAAGAGGCUUUUUAUACAAUGGGAAGAGACAUAUUACAUAAUCUGAGUUCAAAGACAACUGACAACAGUGCCGGAGGAUCAGGAAAACCAGUCAAGAUCUCAGAGAAAAAGUCGAAGAGAAUAAAAUUUUUCAAGUGUUCGCUCCUCUAGGCUGCUCAUCCCUGGCGUUUACCAGAUGAGAGAUUACCACGUCUGGUGUUGUUUUGGAGGGUUCCUGCCUCCUGGACGUCCUCGCAGCAGCAGCAGCGGUCAUAUUCAAAGGACCUUACUGCCACCUGAAUAUCCCAGGUUCAUGAAAUCAGGCCAUCCUGAUAUGCUGACCAGAAGAGGAUCAAUGAGGAAUGAUACUGUAUAUCUGCUCAAGCAAAAGACUUGUGCAUGAUCACCAGCAUUGGUUUGUAGCUAGCCCUGCAGUGUCUGCUCACAGGAGGCAGUGAUUCUGUUAUAUUAUACCUCUGUUGGAUCUCAUGAGAAUAUCAAAGUUACACAUAGUUGUCUUAUGAAUAUGAAAAAAAAAGAAAGAAUUCAAAUUCUUUCAGAAAUUGUAGCAUUGUUUUAUACACACUACCUAUUGUCAUAUUUACUAUUAUGAUGUUGUCAAAUAGACAUAUCAACUCUUAACAUUGAUUGUAUUUGUCUGUGUAAAGCCAUGUAUAUUAUUAAGCCUAUAGUCUCCUGUUGCACUGGCAUCAUCUCUCUUUGUUCAUGUGUGCAUAGAAGGAGUCACACAAUUGUCAUAAAAAGACAAAGAUAUGUAUAAAUAUAACCAGUUUUUAUUAUUUUUAAUGGAACCUUUAUUUAUACAGGUUUCUGUGUCAAAAUGAAAAACGGAAAGGUUGUUUUAUUGUUAUUACAUAUUGUUAUGCGAUUGUCAGUGUUUGCAUGAAAGCUGUAGGGGUACCUCUGAGUGGAACAUUAUUAAGCACAUUUUACAGUAUCUGAAAAGAAAAUGUUUACAGACAGUAUUUGAAAGUGUCAGUCGCAUCUAGGAAGUUCAUGUUUUUGCUGUUCACAUAUGAACAUGUCAGCACAACUAAUUGUUGCGUGUACAUUUUAUUUUAAAUUGUAGACAUCCAAAGGUUUCCCUUUUCCAACAUUAUAACACAACGACGGGGGAAAGCUGUAUUGUCAAUGAUUGCAAGCUACUGUAUGUUAUGCCAAUGAAAAGUAAAGGGAGAAGGUGGAUAUUUAAAA
Messenger RNA from Larimichthys crocea (large yellow croaker), 1945 nucleotides. Its product is annotated as ras-related protein Rab-8B. The record is from RefSeq and is a predicted model, not a curated record. Lineage: Eukaryota; Metazoa; Chordata; Actinopteri; Sciaenidae. The transcript has 8 exons. Gene Ontology annotation, molecular function: GTPase activity; GTP binding. Bases 278 to 901 code for a protein of 207 amino acids.